Physeter macrocephalus (sperm whale) is the source of this 2028-nucleotide messenger RNA. RefSeq names its product adiponectin receptor 1 (gene ADIPOR1). The record is from RefSeq and is a predicted model, not a curated record. Bases 131 to 1312 code for a protein of 393 amino acids. Lineage: Eukaryota; Metazoa; Chordata; Mammalia; Artiodactyla; Physeteridae. The transcript is spliced from 7 exons. Gene Ontology annotation, cellular component: plasma membrane. Gene Ontology annotation, biological process: adiponectin-activated signaling pathway. Gene Ontology annotation, molecular function: signaling receptor activity.
ACACCCUUCGUGUUUGGUGUUUGUGUUUGCUUUCAGUGUCUUCCAUCACAGGGAACUCUCUGCCCCCUGGGGCCGAGAGACCCCACCCUUUCCCCAAGCUGAAGCCGCAGAGCAUUGAGGUACCAGCCAGAUGUCUUCUCACAAAGGACCUGUGGUGGCCCAGGGCAGUGGGGCUCCUGCCGGGAACAGGGAGGCAGACACAGUGGAGCUGGCUGAGCUGGGCCCCCUGCUAGAGGAGCAGGGCAAGCGGGGCGUCGCCAGCCCAACCAAAGGUGGGUGUGUGUUUCCUUCGUUCCUGCAGGCCGAAGAAGAGCAGGCAUGCCCAGUGCCUCAGGAAGAGGAGGAGGAGGUGCGGGUGCUGACACUGCCCCUGCAAGCCCACCAUGCCAUGGAGAAGAUGGAGGAGUUUGUGUAUAAGGUCUGGGAGGGGCGCUGGCGGGUCAUCCCGUAUGACGUGCUUCCCGACUGGCUGAAGGACAACGACUACCUGCUGCACGGCCACAGGCCGCCCAUGCCCUCCUUCCGGGCCUGCUUCAGAAGCAUCUUCCGCAUCCACACGGAGACCGGCAACAUCUGGACCCACCUGCUCGGCUUCUUUGCUCUCCGUCCUGUAGGUUUUGUGCUGUUUCUCUUUCUGGGAAUCCUGACCAUGCUCAGACCAAACAUGUACUUCAUGGCCCCCCUUCAGGAGAAGGUGGUGUUCGGGAUGUUCUUCCUGGGCGCCGUGCUCUGCCUCAGCUUCUCCUGGCUCUUUCACACCGUCUAUUGUCACUCAGAGAAGGUCUCGCGGACCUUUUCCAAACUGGACUACUCGGGGAUCGCCCUGCUGAUCAUGGGGAGCUUUGUGCCCUGGCUCUACUACUCCUUCUACUGCUCGCCGCGCCCGCGCCUCAUCUACCUCUCCGCCGUCUGCGUCCUGGGCAUCUCUGCCAUCGUUGCGGCCCAGUGGGACCGCUUUGCCACUCCCAAGCACCGGCACACAAGAGCAGGGGUGUUCCUGGGGCUCGGCCUGAGCGGCGUCGUGCCCACCAUGCACUUUACAAUCGCGGAGGGCUUUGUCAAGGCCACCACGGUGGGCCAGAUGGGCUGGUUCUUCCUCAUGGCUGUGAUGUACAUCACCGGAGCCGGCCUUUAUGCCGCGCGGAUUCCCGAGCGCUUCUUCCCUGGGAAAUUCGACAUAUGGUUCCAGUCUCAUCAGAUCUUCCACGUCCUCGUGGUGGCAGCCGCCUUCGUCCACUUCUACGGGGUCUCCAACCUUCAGGAGUUCCGAUACGGCCUGGAAGGGGGCUGUACUGACGACUCCCUCCUCUGAGCCGCCCCGCGAGGGCACAGCAGGAACUUCCCAAGUGCUUUUAAAAUAACUUCUUUGCUGAAGUGAGAGGAAGAGUCUGAGUUGUCUUGUUUCUAGAAGAAACCUCUGAGAGAGCUCAGAACCAACCGAGCUUCAGCCCACUUCACACUCACCGGGCAAUAAACUCUCCGUGCCGCCGCUGAGAGCAGUGAGGAUGGGCAGGCGUGGCCGCGCCCCCCUCGGUAAGGCAACUACUACCGGCCCCUCCCAGAGACGGGGCUUUGGAGCUCAUGUGGAGAUUUUACCCCUCCUCCAACCAUUCUGGGGAAAGAUGCUGGACUGGGACUUUUCAGAAAUUCUGUUUCUGGAAGAAACUGUCCCUCCCUCACCCCCAUCUUGACUUUGUAACCUGGCUUAUAACAGGCCAUCCGUUUUUGUAGCACACUUUUGAAAAACUGUUAUAACCUCGUCCAUCUUUCUAGGGCCUGGACUUGCUCACACAGCAGGAAGAGCAAAGCCACCAACCUUUACACAGCCGGCUAAUCAUGGAAGUGUGUCCAGGCUUCAGAUAACUUGAGUUUUAAUGUUUUCUUGGCAGAGUAAUGUAAAAUUAAAGUGGGGAAAGAUAUUUAAUAUUUAAUACUAAGCUUUAAAAAGAAACCUGCUAUCAUUGCUAUGUAUCUUGAUGCAAAGACUAUGAUGAUAAUAAAAGAGUACAGAAGACACGCUUGGCAUUC